AUGGCUACCCUCACUGUUGCGACCAAAGCUAACGGCGCCCUUGUCUUUCCAGGGGUGUUGGCGGCUGCUGGAGACUCUGCUAUUGAUACUUCUGUCGUCCCUUUCCUGGUAGACUAUGCGAGUUCCACCCACGAUUCUAAACGCAGUCAGAUCAACGAAUGGGUCCAGCGAAGCAUAACUUUAUCAGUCUCAGACUUCAACUCCCUCAAACAACCAAUGCACGAGCUCGACUCCCACCUCAUCCUCCGCUCCUACAUAGUAGGCCACUCACUCACCCUAGCCGACAUCCUCAUCUGGGCCUCUCUCCACAGCAACAAAGCCACCUCCAGCCUCCGCAAAACCAGCACAAACAUAACCAGAUGGUAUACCUUCAUCGAGCACACCAACCCCUGGCUAGAAACAACCAUAUCCGACCUCACCCGCACAGCACGCCGGCAUAAAGCAGCCGCCAGCGCAGCAGGCGCAAGCUACAACAUCGGCCUAAAGCAUACAGCAAACAGGAUCGUGACGAGGUUCCCGCCUGAGCCGUCGGGGUAUCUCCAUAUCGGGCAUGCGAAGGCCGCGCUGCUGAAUGAUUAUUUCGCGCAUGAGUACGCGAGUGAGAGGGGUGUGCUCAUCUGUAGAUUUGAUGAUACGAAUCCGUCAAGGGAGUCGAGCGAGUUUCAGGAUUCGAUACUGCGGGAUUUGGAGCUGUUGGGAGUAAGACCUGAUCGGGUUUCGUAUUCGAGUGAUUACUUUCAGCAGAUGUAUGAGGGUUGUGUUAGGCUUAUUCGGUUAGGCAAGGCUUAUGCCGAUAACACGCCCAAGGAGGUAAUGCAAGAUCAGCGAAGAGACGGGGUUCCCAGCGCAUGCCGAGACAUGAGCAUCAAAGACACCCUCUCCCACCUCGAGAACAUGAAAUCCGGCUCCUCAGAAGGCCAAAAAUGGUGCAUUCGCGCGCGCAUCUCCGUCGACAAUCCGAACAAAGCACUCCGCGACCCAGUCAUCUACCGCUGCAAUCUACAACCUCACCACCGCACAGGCACAAUAUGGUCCAUCUACCCUACCUACGACUUCUGCGCCCCUUUCCUCGACGCUCUGGAGGGUGUAACCCACGCGCUGCGAACAAACGAGUACCGCGAUAGAAAUCCCCAGUAUCAAUGGCUUCAACAAGCGCUGUCGCUGCGCGAGGUGGAUAUUUGGGAUUUUUCACGGCUGAGUUUUGUGCGCACUGUGCUCUCCAAGCGGAAGCUUUCCCUUCUAGUUGAGAAGGGCGUUGUGUCUGGCUGGGAUGAUCCCCGUAUGCCGACUGUUCGUGGUAUCAGACGGAGGGGAAUAACUGUCCCUGCGCUGAGAGAGUUCAUCUUGAAGCAGGGGCCGAGUCAGAAUAUUGUGAAUCUCGACUGGACGGCGUUUUGGGCGACGAACAAGAAGUAUAUUGACCCCGUUGCGCCGCGCCAUACGGCUAUUGCCUCGCUCAAUGCCGUGGUAGCUACUAUUGACGGCGUUACUAAGAUGACUUCAGAGGAGAAACCUCGACAUAACAAGAACGCGUCGCUGGGAACGAAGAAAGUUUUCUUCGGCAAGGAGAUCUUCCUCGCGCAGGACGACGCCGCGUCUCUAAAACCAGACGAGGAAUUCACGCUCAUGAAUUGGGGCAACGCCAUUGUCACCUCUAUCACAGCAGACCCGCACACCGGAACAGUGCAAGACAUAAAUCUCCGUCUCCACCUCAGGGGCGACUUCAAAAAAACAGACAAGAAACUAACAUGGCUCGCGCGCGAACCAACAAACACUAUUCCCGUCGACCUAGUGUAUUUUGACCAUCUUAUCAACAAGGAUAAGCUUGAGAACGGAGAUGAUCUGCUGUCGUGUGUUACUCCGCGUAGCGAGGUGCGGGUCGAGGCGUGGGCGGAUUGUGGGGUUGCUGGGCUUGUGGAGGAUGAUAUUGUUCAGCUGGAUCGUGUGGGUUAUUUUCGUGUGGAUUGUGCUUAUAAGUUUGGUGGGCGGACUGUGCUGUUUAAUAUUCCUGCUGGGAAGGGUUCGUCUUUGGGUGGGAGAUAG
This is a messenger RNA of Aspergillus campestris IBT 28561, 2043 nucleotides long. Its product is annotated as glutamyl-tRNA synthetase. Bases 1 to 2043 code for a protein of 680 amino acids. Gene Ontology annotation, biological process: glutamyl-tRNA aminoacylation; translation. The transcript is spliced from 3 exons. Gene Ontology annotation, cellular component: cytoplasm; cytosol; methionyl glutamyl tRNA synthetase complex. Gene Ontology annotation, molecular function: ATP binding; glutamate-tRNA ligase activity. Lineage: Eukaryota; Fungi; Ascomycota; Eurotiomycetes; Eurotiales; Aspergillaceae. The record is from RefSeq and is a predicted model, not a curated record.